Melampsora larici-populina 98AG31 is the source of this 1524-nucleotide messenger RNA. RefSeq lists its product as uncharacterized. Bases 1 to 1524 code for a protein of 507 amino acids. The record is from RefSeq and is a predicted model, not a curated record. NCBI's taxonomy places the organism in Eukaryota, Fungi, Basidiomycota, Pucciniomycetes, Pucciniales, Melampsoraceae. The transcript has 4 exons.
AUGAACCCUACCCCAUCAAACUCUUUCCAUUUGUCAAACUUGGGUACUUUCAACACCCAACAGGCCAAUCUUGCUAGCAAAGAGGAAUUCAAUGUAUGGGGCUGGAAGAGACAAAUGGAAAGUGCAGAAUCAAAGAAAGGUGGUGCCGCCAACACUUUGAAGGGAACCUUAGGUCCAGCAUCUUGUGCUGUGAAUAUUACCGCUCAACCCAUCAUUGCCGGAACACCAAAAACAUUUACCUCUGAUCACGGUGCAAAAACAUUCUCCAGCUUUAUCAACACUCAGGCACCUGAUUGGCCAGUCGCUUUUACAAGAGAUGCGUGGAACGACAUCAUUUUGUUCUGCAACAACAAUUUGAAGUUCACCUUCGAAAACCAGUGUUCAAUGUAUCACAUCUUCCCUCUGCCGAUAAUUUUUUUGGAUCAGUACAUAUCUCUGGGGGUAGGAAAAGACCACAUGUCAUAUGAUCAGAUCCGUAUUCAUGUGGACGCAAAGGCCAACAAAAAGGCUCAACAGGGCCCUUUGGCAAAAAUCAACAUCACCUUGAUUUUCACCCCAGGGGUGUACUUGCAGACUGUUUCUCAAGACAAAUAUGACCAGUUGAUCACCAUUUCCAUGGGUCUUACUCUGAAGGAGUACCUACACAAUCAGCCUGAAGUUAAAGAUAGCUCAAACAAAUCUCAUCAGACUUCUCAGAAAAAGAGGCCUUCCAACUCAACCUCCGCUGGCAGUGAGGGCUCAACGUCCUUCAAACUAAAUAUUCCACAAUCUACAAAGGUGGCCACUACGACAAAGACAAAUUCAAGACUGCUCUCCGCCAAUCACUUGACGACACUACGGUCCUAUCAGCAUCCUCUUCAAAGAAGCAAUAGCCCUCCUGUGUGGUGGUUUGAUCCAGCCAACAAAAACCUCCCACUUUUUGGAGCCAACACUAGAACGUCUGUAACUCUAGAAUUGGACAGUGUUACUAUGAGCCACUGCAAUGUUGGCAACAUCAACAUGCUCUCUGGCGUCUUAGGCUGUGAAGUUGCGGUUCCCAUCUCGGCUGCCUGGGCCAAUUCCACCCGUGCUCCCAUUUGGAAAAAUGUUAUUCUCCUUGCUAUACAUGUUGAACCGGUAGCUAAUGGUCUUGAGAUACGUGAUCUCGAAGAGACAUUAAGCUUGCCAAGUGACCCGUUGUUCAAGACAAUUCGACAGGCAGACAUAUCCGUCAGGCCAUGGCGGGUAAGCUGUCACGUGGAUUUGAGUGACCCACACCCAUCAAGUGUGUCCAAAGAACAAUUCGGCGGACAAAUACUUUUUGAUGGUUCCUUGUUAAAUGUCUUGGCAAGAAAGCACAUGGAGGAGAACUCACUGUUGAACUACCUAGAGGAGCUGCAGACAAACUGUCAAGCACGGAAAUUACUAUAUGAUUUCCAAGAAUUCGUGGCUGGUCAUUCUGGGACAAAUCCUUUGUUGGCAGCCCUUGUCAAAAAUUUGGAGGUGCAUGUGCUUUUCUAUGGCUUCAUGUUUAUAACAUUGUAG